AUGAUGAGACAGGCAACCAUGGAUUUCAGCACUCCAUCUGUGUUUGACCAGCAAAAAGGUGACUCAUCUGAGGAAGUUGACCUGACCAUGGUUUAUCAGGCAGCUUCUAAUGGAGAUGUCAAUGCUCUGACCUCAGUAAUUCGUGAAGACCCUUCCAUCCUAGAAUGCUGUGACAGUGAAGGAUGUACACCCUUGAUGCAUGCAGUUUCUGGACGUCAAGUGGACACAGUGAAGCUGUUGUUGAAGAUGGGGGCCAAUAUUAACAUGCAGGAUGCUUAUGGCCGCACAAGUCUAUGCCUGGCAACCUAUCUGGGUUGGCUAGAAGGUUGUGUGAGUCUGCUCAGGAAUGGUGCCAAGCACAAUAUCCCGGAUAAAAAUGGCCGUCUGCCACUGCAUGCUGCCACUGCUGAGCCCGAUGUGAGGCUCCUAACAGUGUUGGUGCAACAGUCAAAUCUCAGCGAGAUUAAUCACCAGGACAAUGAGGGAAUGACACCACUUCACUGGGCAGCUUUCCAUAACCGGCCUCAACACACCCAAAUGCUGCUGAAGAAAGGAGCAGACCCUACUCUUGUGGAUAAAGACUUUAAAACAGCUUUGCACUGGGCAGUCCAGAGUGGAAAUAGAAUUCUGUGUUCCAUCAUCCUGAGCCACCACCAGGGUCCAUCCAUAAUCAACUACGAUGAUGAGAGUGGGAAGACAUGUGUGCACAUCGCCGCAGCAGCAGGCUUCAGCGACAUUAUUAACGAACUGGCGAGAGUGCCUGAGUGCAACCUGCAGGCUCUGGAUGUGGACGACAGGACACCGCUGCACUGGGCUGCAGCUGCAGGGAAGGCAGACUGUGUGCAGUCACUGCUGGAGCUGGGCAUGGACAGCAACCUGCGAGACACCAAGGAGAGCACACCCCUGGCCUACGCCCUGUACUGUGGCCACACAGCCUGUGUCCAACUCCUCUCCCAAGAGAGUAGAACAGAGCCUACUCGACCCUUUCCUUCCCAGAGCAGUAGACCCCAGAAGAAGGAGGGACGAUUCAGCAUGCUCAACCAAAUCUUCUGCAAAAACAAAAAAGAAGAGCAGAAAGCCUAUCAGAAGGAUCACAGCAGGGAUCGACACAGGGGGGAGCACACCUCGGAAGUCGAUGACAUCAUCACCACCUUUGACGGCAUCGUGGAUACCAACUGCCAAGAAGGGCCAGGCGAUCAGGUGGCUAUGAUUGACCUUAGGAAGCGGACCUCAGAGAAUUCAAAAUAUCUCUUGCCAGAAAAGAAGCCUCUGGGCCCCAAGGGGCUUCCACCAAUCAGAACGCAGAGUCUCCCACCCAUCACCGUGGGCAGUCACUUCCUGACAGCUUCCCAGGGGGCCACUUCCCAUACUGGCCUGAGCUCUGGUAGUCAUCAUAUGGCCCAGCGAUCUCAGAAAAGCCGCAGUGAGCAGGACUUACUGCAUAACAGAACUGGUUGCCAAGCGUUGCUAGAUAACCCCUGGAGAGGUGAUUCUAACCAGGUGUUCUGUAAGGCUGGGACUGUGUCUUCUUCUGAUAAACUGCUGGACAGAUUGCUCACCAGUGGCUCUGGUCACCAGGAGGUCUUUGGGCUGCCACAUCUUCCUCAUCUACAUAAUCCUUCAUCAGGACAAAAUUUUCAGCAUCUGUCCCCAAACAGACCCCAAAUCAGGGAUCAUCCUUUCACCCGGAACAACCUAGCUCCCUUACCAGACCAAAAAUUUCUAUCUGGAGAAUCUCUGAGGACAAACCGAGUGCUACCUGCUAUUCCAAGCCAACGGGGACACAACACAGCAGGCAAAGAAAGUGAAAACUUUGUCAAUCCCACCAAUGAUGAGAAUUAG
This is a messenger RNA of Puma concolor (puma), 1842 nucleotides long. RefSeq names its product ankyrin repeat domain 55 (gene ANKRD55). Gene Ontology annotation, cellular component: cytoplasm. Gene Ontology annotation, molecular function: protein binding. The record is from RefSeq and is a predicted model, not a curated record. Lineage: Eukaryota; Metazoa; Chordata; Mammalia; Carnivora; Felidae.